GUGCAUUUUAUGGGCGUAGUGGGUGCAUUAAUGCUAAUCGUGGCCUUGACCCACCCAACCCCUGGUACUUUUAGCCUGAGACCUGAACAUUUUAACUGGUUCAGAGGCAUUUAGCAGUAAACUCUGUAGUUUUCUCACAUUAGCAGCUGCCUGGAAUGGGGCCUUCCAUCCCUUCUGGAACAUAGGCUAGAACUGGACUUGUGUUCCCUUUGCUCUUACUUAGGAGCCACUCCAUGGAAGCAGGAAUGAAACUGUUGUUCUCAGGCUCUGGUGCAGUGUGAGGGCCUCUUUUAUAGUUAACCGGUUGUACCCCCUUGGUGGUAUACUUCAUUCCUCUCCCCAGAGCUUGCCUUAUGUGUGUCCAAGGGGUGAGAAAGAUAGAAAUGUCAGAAGAAGUUGGGGCUCCCAGGAGCCCCGCCUCAGCAGCUGGAGGUCAUGUCCCCUUUCUGCACGAAGAACUGUGUGACCGUGAUUUUGUACCUGCCAAGUGUAAAUGGCCAGCAGCUCCAUCACCUCCUGUACCAGACAAUCCCCAGCUGCAGUCCAGAGCAUCAUUGGACUCUAUAAUCGGGGAAGGAUGUAGAAUUCAAGUGUCUGUUAUUCUGCCUGUUCACAAUACUGAAUGUUGGUUGGAUGAAUGCUUGAAGUCAGUUGUGGAGCAAGAUUUUGAAGGUACCAUGGAGUUGUCUGUGUUUAAUGAUGCUAGUAAGGACAAUUCAAUUAAUAUAAUUGAAAAAUGGAAGUUCAAGUUAGAAGAUGUGGGUAUUCGGGUUGUCAUUGGUGGUCAUGAUUCACCUCAACCCCAAGGAGUUGGCUUUGCUAAAAACCAAGCAGUAAUACAGAGCUCUGGGACCUACCUCUGCUUUCUGGAUUCUGUAAGUUGA
This is a messenger RNA of Terrapene triunguis (Three-toed box turtle), 884 nucleotides long. Its product is annotated as UDP-GlcNAc:betaGal beta-1,3-N-acetylglucosaminyltransferase-like protein 1. The record is from RefSeq and is a predicted model, not a curated record. Bases 354 to 884 code for a protein of 176 amino acids. NCBI's taxonomy places the organism in Eukaryota, Metazoa, Chordata, Testudines, Emydidae. The transcript has 4 exons.